AAGACUUUGUCAGUAUCCUAACACUGACAGGAUAUUGUUCUACUUGUUAUUUCAGGCUGAUGGAAAACUACACGUACAACAGCUUCAUACUUCAGAUAGAAGGGUUAAAGGUCUCAAAGGAUUCCAUGUACCCUGUUUUUUUCUUUUUACUCAUUGCCUACAUUGUUACAAUGGCUCUGAAUAUAGGCAUUUCUAUUAUAAUUUUGAUGGACAAGAACCUUCACCAGCCUAUGUAUGUCAUUUUCUGCAACCUGUCAGUCAGUGACAUGAUUGGUAGUACUAAUAUUGUGCCCCGUUUGCUUGCGGAUAUUUUAGUGCCUCCAUCUCAGCGUCUCAUCACUUAUUAUGAAUGUGUGGUCCAAGCUUUCAUCACACACCUGUUUGGUACAACUUCCCAAACUGUGCUCAUGAUUAUGGCCUAUGACAGAUACGUGGCCAUUUGCAAUCCACUGCACUAUGCUUCCAUAAUGACCACCAAAAUGGUGAUUAAGCUGACAGUUGCUGCUUGGGGAGUGGCCUUCGUUUUGGUGGGGAUUCUGCUCGGUCUGACCAUACGUCUCAACCGAUGCAGGACUGUGAUCAUGAAUCCAUACUGUGACAAUGCUUCCCUGUUUAAGCUCUCCUGUGAGAGUGUGUUGAUCAAUAACGUCUAUGGUCUCACUUUCACUGUAGUGUUGAAAGUCGCCUCUAUAGGCAGCACAAUUCUCACAUAUGCUAAGAUAACAAUGGUCUGUGUGAGUGGUAAAAACAAGUCUUUGAACAAGAAAGCCUUGAAGACUUGCAGCACUCACUUGGUUGUGUAUCUGAUCAUGUUGCUCAGUGGAUUUAUUGGCAUUAUUCUGCAUCGUUUCCCUCAAUACACAGACUAUAGAAAACUUGCCGCUGUUCUGUUUGUGAUUGUCCCUGGCAGCCUUAACACCAUUAUUUAUGGGGUGCAGUCUAAAGAGAUAAGAAAAUUCUUACAUGAAGUGUUUCAUAGGAAAAACUGCUUCGCAUUGUGUAAAAUAUAAAAGCCUACUUUGUCAAUAUGUAAAUAAAUGUCUGUAGAUGAACGAUUGCACAGGAUUCCAUUGAUUACAGCAGCAAACAGGAGAGGGUGCAAAGCAUGCAAGCUUAAAGGGAAGGAUGAGCAUUCAGAAAGAAUAAAUACACAGGAAACAAGUACCUGCAGCUGUACACAGUACA
Molecule: messenger RNA, 1185 nt
Organism: Scatophagus argus
Lineage: Eukaryota; Metazoa; Chordata; Actinopteri; Scatophagidae
Product: olfactory receptor 52K1-like
Exons: 1
Coding region: 60-1010 (316 amino acids)
Biological process (GO): G protein-coupled receptor signaling pathway
Cellular component (GO): membrane
Molecular function (GO): G protein-coupled receptor activity; olfactory receptor activity
Source: RefSeq, a predicted model, not a curated record